This is a messenger RNA of Elgaria multicarinata webbii, 6279 nucleotides long. It is a transcript of the gene CARMIL2, whose product is annotated as capping protein regulator and myosin 1 linker 2. The transcript is spliced from 42 exons. The record is from RefSeq and is a predicted model, not a curated record. NCBI's taxonomy places the organism in Eukaryota, Metazoa, Chordata, Lepidosauria, Squamata, Anguidae. Gene Ontology annotation, molecular function: protein binding. The coding region runs from base 1 to 4623 and encodes 1540 amino acids. Gene Ontology annotation, cellular component: lamellipodium; plasma membrane. Gene Ontology annotation, biological process: cell migration; regulation of Arp2/3 complex-mediated actin nucleation.
AUGGGAGCUAGCAGGGCUUUGCAGACAGAGCCAGGCUUCUGCCUGAGCCGGAUCCAGAAGAUGGCCGCCUUCCUCAAAGAGAUUCCAGCAGAACUUCAUGAAAGCAUCACACAUUUCCUAGGGAAACAGGAGUUUGUCCUGCUGGAUGCUCAACUGCACAUCAAAUCCAAAGUUGAAGAUAUUGUUCUGGUUUUGAUGCCUUGGCGAGCGCUGGUGAUCCUGGCAAAGCGCCCGGUCAAGGUACAAGUUAGCUUCAGCUUCCUAGCUGUGCAGAUGAUCAGGAUGGCAGAAGCUAAUCAGGUUGUCAUAAAGACAGACUCAGCUUCCUUUGAAUUAGAGUUCUUGUCACUGGACGACUUGGAAGAUGCAAUCAUCCAUGUGGUCACUUCCAUUAAGAAGAUAAUUCCGAAUUCUUCACCUGGACUUCUACUCCAGGAUGCUUCCCCUAUCUUGCUUGAUAAAAUUAAAGGGAUAACCGAUUCCUUGGAAGAAGAUCUGAAAGAAAACCAAGGUCCAUGUGGUGGGUUUUCAGAGAUGUACGGCGCCCUCUGUGAUUACACUGGCCUCCCUUUCCAAGAGGAGAUCCAAUGGGAUGUGGAUAAUAUUUAUCACAACCAGGAAUGCAGGGAAUUCAACCUAUUGGAUUUCAAUCACCUGCACAGCCAGCAUGUGGCUCUUAGUGUGGCUGGCUUGUCAUAUAAUCAGUGGUUCACGAGGCUGCAUUGCAAAGACUUCAAAUUGAAUCCAGAUAUUCUGGAGCAGAUCCUCCAUGUCCUCAGUAAAUCCGUGACUUUGGAAGAGCUGGUGCUGGAAAACUGUGGCUUGAAGUUUGAUUUUGCUCAAGAGAUGGCCCAGGUACUCCACGAUCAUCCAGGCUCUGCCUUAAACACAGUUAACCUCUCGGGAAACUUGCUGGAGGACCGAGGCAUAAUUGCUUUGAGCCAGAAUUUUGAGCAGUCUGUCAAGAACCUCAGAAGCUUGAACCUUGCUAGGACCUCCUUGACUCAGAAAGGAAUGAUGGCCCUUUGCCUACCUCUAGUUUCCAGUGGGCGAUGCAGAACUUCUCUACGCCACCUGGACCUCUCAGGAAACCCAGGCUGCCUGGCUGCUGAAGGCACAACAACAGGCGGUUUGCUUUCUUUCCUGAGUCAGCCAAAUGCUUUGGGUCACCUUGAUCUCUCUGGGACAGACUGUGCUUUGGACGUGCUCUUCGAUGCCUUGGCUAGUGGGUGCUGUGAGAACCUCGUCCAUCUGAACCUAUCCAAGAAUGUUUACUCUCGCAAGAAGUACAGAGAUGUCCCUCUUACGAUCAGCAAAUUCUUCAGAAAGGCCUCUGCCCUCCAACAUGUUUCACUGGCUGGAAUCAAGCUGCCAACUGAAGCUCUGAGAGCCUUAUUUCAGGGUUUGGCAUAUAACACCCAAUUGAGCGGCCUACACCUGGACCUCAGUAGCUGUGAGCUGAGAUCGGCAGGUGCCCAGGUGAUCCAAGAUCUGGUUUUGGAUGCCAGCUCAAUCAGUGACUUGAAUUUGUCUGACAAUGGUUUUGAUUCUGACAUGGUGACACUGGUGUUGGCCAUCAGUAGAAGCCGAACCCUCAAGCAUAUUGCACUAGGGAAGAACUUUAACAUCCGGUCCAGGGAGACCCUGGAUGAUACGUUGCACCGGAUUGUUCAGCUCACUCAGGAUGACGACUGUUCUGUUGAAUCCCUGUCGGUGGCAGAAUCCCGCCUGAAACUGGGAACCAGCAUUCUCCUAGACAGCUUGCGAAACAGCAGCAGCUGUCUUGUCACGCUGGACAUCGGCGGCAAUGCUAUGGGAGACGUGGGCGCCAAGAUACUGGCAAAAGCUUUGUCGGUGAAUACAACACUCAGGACGCUAAUUUGGGAUAGGAACAACACGACGUUGAGUGGAUUCCUUGACAUUACUCGUGCUUUGGAAAGGAAUUUCACCCUCAAGAUGAUGCCUUUGCCCAUGAACGACGUAGCCCGGGCUUGCCGAAGCCAUCCAGAGAAAAUGGAGGAAGUCGUGCACAAGAUACAGUCUUACCUUAUGAGGAAUCUGAUUCAAGGGACUCUGCCUAAGGAGAGAUGCAUCCAGACACCGGACACUACAGCCAGCUCUUCUGAACAGGCCGUGAAGGACGCGUGCCAGUCCGUGCAGACGUACAUUGAGAUGCUGAACCCUGUCCAAGAUGUGGAAGUGAAGGCAGAAAUCCUGUGGGCAGAGGAAGCCAUCAAGGAUGCAAACCUUUCCAUUGACAUUUUGCCCAUGUUGUAUGAGGCAGGAACCUCUCCCCACCAGCACAGUAAGCUUCAGCACAAACUGGGAAGCCUUGUUGAGGAAGUCUGUCAGACCUGCAGCAGGGAGAUCCAGGCCGUCGUGCAAGCCAAACUGGAUGCCAUGCAGGGGUUGUGCCCCAAAAUCUUGCAGAAACCUGGCUUUUGGGACAACCUGAUCUUCAGCAUGCCAGAGAAAGCUGUCCUGGACCAGUUGCUGACGGAGGUGUACGACAAGCUCAUGGAGAUCCAGCUGACAGUCACUGAGGCCAUGGCUCAUGGUAUUAUUGAUAAGACCUUGGAGGAGCUGACCACAGUUCAAGGCAAGCUGGCUAAGAACCUCCCAAAACGAGCCAAGGAAUUUCAGGUGGGACACUUUGCAACUGAAGACUGGGACACUUUGCAACUGAGGCGUGGAAGUGUGAGGGACGUCACUGAAGAGGACUUCCAAAACGAAGAGGAUUGCACCCUUAAUAGCCAUCCCUUCACUCCAGAAAAUCCUGGGAACUUGAGGGGAAGUAGGGACCAUAUCCCAGCAGAGGAUUUCGAGUGCUUCACCAAACUAAAGUUUGCAGGAGUCUUUGGAGGUCUAUCGGAACUCGAUUUUAAGGUAGCAGCAGAAGAUAACAAGAUUGGGACUCCCCAGGCUGCGCUGUCACUCAGCCGUGCCUCUGCGAAGUCACGCCCUGCCUCCACAAAGGAUGCUGAGGCUGGGAGCAGGCUGCUUCCUUGCACAGAGCCUGCAUCCGCACAAUCCCUUAUGGACCUGCCGAUCGCAGGAGAGAAAUUGGAGCAUUACACUCGAGACAGGCCCAGGCCCAACCGCAGGAACAGGCAAGCCCCCAGCAAGCCCAAUGUGCAGCCGCCUGUGCGUGAGAAUGAUGAAGACAGAAGCAUCGCCAGGCUGGAUGAAGGGCUAGACGAAUUCUUCACAAAGAAGGUGAUUCACGAACACUUACUCCCUGUUUCGUUGGAAACUUCCCCGGCAGCAACCACACCAACAUCUUCUGGCUCUCGGACCUUCAAGAAGAAGAUAGGACACUUCUUUGCCUUCAAGAAGCCAAAGUCAAGUCGGGGUGCCAGGCCAGAGAAAGAGCCUGACGGUAGUCCCUCUGCUGCGAGGGGCAGGAGACUGAUGCUCAGUGACAUUUUAAGGGCUCCCAGCAAAGCCAGCGAGUCGACUAAAGCGCUAAGCAAGUCUGAGGAAGGAGGGCUGGCUGUGGAGGGCAGAGGUUACCUGGAGCAAAGCCAGACUCCGGACAGCACUCGUAGGGCUCGGCCAAAGUACUCCAGGGAAGGCAAGUCCCAGUCCUUGAUACUCCUGUCAGGGGAGGAUGAAGAGGGACUUGGCGUGAGGCAUGAGAAGAAGAGGCCCUUUGAGAGGAGUGAUGGGGAGCUGCCCAGUUCCUUCGAGCAGCGUGUCCAUGUCAUGCUGCAUCGGAUUGGUGUCACCAAGGUGUUAUCCUCUGAAGGCAAAAAGAAGCAGAGCAAAGAUGGGGAGAUCAAGAAGGCUGGUUCUGAUGGGGAUAUUGUGGACUGUUCGGCAGAGUCUCCUCCUUGCUCUUUGAAAUCACGCACCCAUUCCAUGUCCACAGGUAGGUGUGUUUUUGACAAUCCCUCUGUGCGAAUCAGUGCUGCUGACGCUGCUGGCAGAACUGGUACGGAGCCCAGUGGUGGAUCCGGUGAGGGGAGACUAUCCUGGAAAGCUCUUGGGAAGCAAUUGAAUGCAGAGCUCAAGGGAAAGUGUUCAGAACUCAGCCCUUCUCCAAGAAGAGCUGUGGCCAUUCAGGAGCCCGCCAGCCCCAGAGAGCAGAGAGAUAGAGAGAAUUGGAGCAGCAGUUUGCCAAGGAUUGGGAGAAGCACAGCAGGCCCUCAUCCUGCCAGGAGGACCAGCAACGUUGGAGAAGGACGAUCAUUCGCAGAACUACGGAAUUCAUAUGCUGACAUAAACACGAUUGCAGGAGACAAUCAACUCAAACCCAAACCUCGGCUGAAGCCUGUGGCAAACCGGAGGGCUAUGUCUGUUCACGAGGAACAGCUCAGGGACCAGGCCUGUGCGGCGGAGCUGCACCAUGCAAAACUCCCUCUUUGUCUGCAGCGUUCCCCUAUCCUGAAAUGGAAGAUUAAGCCCAAAUCCAUGUUGGAGCCUGAUACACCUGCAUCAUCUGACUCCCCAGGUACUCCACCCCAAGAAAGGAACAUGGCAGCCACAGAGUCAAAACCAAGAGCAAAAAUGGAAGAAGAGUUGCAACGAGCUCUGGAACAAACUCUAGAGAACGCACAAAACACAGCCCUAGACCAAAGAACUGCUGUGCUACUCUCCAAGUCACCAACGCAAGAGCACUGAGUCAGUAGCUGGCAUUUCCACACGAUGGCAGCUCAAACAAAUGAGCAGACGACGAAAGGCUUACAAUUUGAAGCAGCGGCAAAGCCAGCUGUGAGGGUGGCAAGCAAUUCAGCACGGGGCCACGCAAGACCCGGGCCCCAUCAUGGCUCCUUGGUUGGUACAGCUGCUAUUUCCAGUGAGGAAUAGUGGUGGCUAAACUCCUGCACGUCUUCUGGGUUGUCUCCUUUUCACCUUUCGCCCUUGUAUACUCUCAUGUAAGUGCCCUGUGUUCUAAUGGUUCGCAUGGGAAAAGCGGAAGUUGAGUAUGCAGGAAACUGGCCCAUUCCAGCAGCAGUUGUACAGCUGGGAGCUGGUGCAGAUGCGAAAAUGUAUAGUGCCAGAAACUGAGAACCACCAGCAGGAGCGGGUGGGGAAGGGGGGGGGAAGCUAUUUUACAUACACUAAACUUGCCUGCCUUGCAUUGUAUUUUUCAGGAGUGCGGGGCUCAGCCAGCUUUGUGGUUUGCAGAAACACGGCUAAAAUUAGGGGUGCAGCUAAGCCGCAAAGCCAGGCGUGUCAGUCUCACGUUGACAAUCUUAACUCCUUCCUUCAUCCUGCAGUAUAUCUAUUCCUAUGGUCGUACUUCCUCUGGCCACUUCCCUUCAUAAGCCUAGGAAAAAGAAAAUCUACACAAACAUCCACUGGCACCAGUGAGGUGUUUGGCAUGAAAAAGGCAGCAGGGGUGUGUGUGUGUGUGUGUGUGUGUCUUUCAGCAAGUGAAAACUAAUAAAGUCUCAGCCCCUCCAUUCCACAAUUAAAUGAGGAUGAUAAUUCAAAUCAGCAGAAUUGUCCCUGUCUCAUUUAUUGUGGUAUCAGGACUGUUGUCUUGCUCCCUAAUAUCUACAGGAUCCAGCCGUGCCUUGCUGUAACAAGGAGAGGUGGGAGAAAAGGAGAGGAUAUUAAAGUAACUAAGAAAGGUGUGAGCUAGAGAUGUCAUGCUAAGCCUGGUGCCUCUGUUGAAAUCUACUCUGAGAUGAUUCAUCACAGGCCCUCAGAUGGCUAGUCACGAUUUUCAAACUGUCUUAAAGAGAACACCCUACCCUAAUCUAUUUCUUUUAAGGAAGCGGCAGGUGAUUAUUAGGUUUCAUAGUAUGGGUCACUGUUAAGUUUCCUACAUGCAAAAGCACUUGUGUAUACAAAAGAGGGUGAAUGCACACAUUUUGCAGUACUGAGAAACUGCAACUGACCGACACCACUAAGUGCAGUUCCACUGUGGGCACACCCUGAAAGGCAUAGUCAUCAUACGCGGCAACCUCUAUGUGCUUUUAACUCUGUUUCCUACACCAGAGUGCUUUGGAUAUAGGAAAUUAAAAAUAAGUGAUCUCAAUAAGCCUCAGUUACUUCAGUUCAGGGAACAAGGGACACAGCAGACCACCCACCACUUAAGAUGUUAGGGGAGAUACAGACAGCCAUAGCCUGAGUGGUGGAUACAGGGUUGUCUCAUAGCACCCUUUUGUACUACCAGUAGCAUAGCUCCAACACACAUAGAAACCUGUCUCUGCACAGAUUGCUCUCAAUCUGACAGAAGGUUACAGCUGCUGAACUCCUACAGAUCUUGACAAACACUGAGACCCAGAGGGAAUCUAGCUCUUGUUUUGUUCUUGGUUAUCUGCCAUC